This is a messenger RNA of Thalassophryne amazonica, 1076 nucleotides long. It is a transcript of the gene psmb5, whose product is annotated as proteasome 20S subunit beta 5. Gene Ontology annotation, cellular component: proteasome core complex. The coding region runs from base 31 to 855 and encodes 274 amino acids. Lineage: Eukaryota; Metazoa; Chordata; Actinopteri; Batrachoidiformes; Batrachoididae. The record is from RefSeq and is a predicted model, not a curated record. The transcript is spliced from 3 exons. Gene Ontology annotation, molecular function: threonine-type endopeptidase activity.
AGUUGCCUGGUCACUCAAAUUUUUUCAAACAUGGCGCUGGCUAGUGUGUUGAGCAGUGAUUGUGCGGAUUUUUCAUUCGAUAAUUCUCGACAGUUUGGUUUUGGCUGUGGACUCAAACAUAAUGCUGUGAGAGAAGAAGCUGCACCAGGAGAUUUUCUGAAUUUGUCUUUUAAUGCUCCGCUUUCUGCUCCUGACGCAGAAGGCGUCGAGAAGGCAAUCGAGUUUCUCCAUGGAACCACCACUUUAGCAUUUAAAUUCAAAGAGGGUGUUAUUGUUGCAGUGGACUCGAGGGCCACAGCGGGCUCAUAUAUCGCCUCCCAAACAGUGAAGAAGGUGAUUGAGAUCAAUCCAUACCUAUUGGGCACCAUGGCCGGCGGAGCUGCUGACUGUAGCUUCUGGGAGCGCCUGCUGGCUCGUCAGUGCCGUAUCUAUGAGCUCAGGAACAAGGAGCGCAUCUCAGUGGCAGCAGCCUCCAAGCUGCUUGCUAACAUGGUGUACCAGUACAAGGGCAUGGGACUCAGCAUGGGAACCAUGGUGUGUGGCUGGGACAAGCGAGGCCCAGGGUUGUACUAUGUGGACUCUGAGGGAAACCGGGUGUGUGGCGACCUGUUUGCAGUCGGCUCGGGCUCCAUGUAUGCCUACGGCGUGUUGGACAGCGGCUUGAAGCAUGAGAUGUCUGUGGAGGAGGCCGUCGAGCUGGGUUGCCUCGCCAUCUACCAGGCUGCCUGCCGCGAUGCUUACAGCGGAGGGCAGGUCAACUUGUACCACGUCUACAGCGAGGGCUGGACCAAGAUGGGCCAAUUUGACAUGCUGACGCUGCAUGAACAGUACACCAAGGGAGACAAAUCGCACUGAGCAGAGCGGCGACAAAGUGGGGAAACAGUCGUUUGGCUUGGAAUUUAUUCUGCUGUUAAAAGUUCAUGUCCUGAAAUGUUAGUAAAUUGAGAGGACUCAUUUCAAGUCGCACAUCUGUCACGACUCAGUUUGACUUGUUGCUAGGGGGGACUCCGAUCUGCAUACACGUGAUUUGGAACAUACCCUGAAAAGAAAUUAAAAUAAAGUAAUCCUUCUUUCGA